CUAGUGAGAACUAUCCAGCAAGUAGUUUCGGUUCCGCGAGGAAGAGCUUCUGCAGCUUUCAGGCAGCACCAAGAGCUGACCGGGCCAAACCCCUGCCAGCUGGCCUCGUCACUGGGUCUACGGCUGGAGUAGCGCUUGCUCUGGGUAGGCAGCUCGAGGAAGAUUCUCUCCCAGCACCUAGGACCAGAUCUCGGGCAGGACUCUGCUCGCCGCAUAGACCGAGGUUCUCGGUACUGCCGCGGAGCUUCCGGACCUGAUGCGGGCGCCCGAUCGUGGACUGUCCCAUCCUGCUCCUGUUCUGCUCCGGGUGCUCCCGCGCCCAGGACUGGUAUCCGGGAACUGUGACUUGCAGGGUCUGCCAUGGAGCCAGAGCAGAUGCUGGAAGGACAGACGCAGGUUGCAGAAAAUCCCCACUCUGAGUAUGGUCUCACAGACAACGUCGAGGUUGCUUUGCAUCAGGGAAAACUUUAUCGUCAUGAACCAAAUAGUAUCAAAUUACGGGCAGCUUGUUUUAUUUGCUGUACUGAUACUUCGUGGUACAAACUAGCUUCGACUCAAGAGGUUGAACUUCGAAAAUGAUAAAGAGAAACAAACAUACAUUACUAAUGGAGACUGUCAGAAUAGUUUUGCUUGGUGGUUAUUAAUGCGCUGUUGGAAUAUUGCAUUGGAAAAACUGCACAUCAAAGUUAAGAAACCCAUUGUUUUUGUGGCAGAAUAGUGCGUUGGUGGAGUCAACAUUUAGUAAAUGUUGAUUUUCAAAGUUCAGUAGCAGAUGCCUUUGGAAGCUAUAACAUACGUAGGAGACACUGUUUUUGCCGUACAUGGUGAAGUCUGAAUUCACAAGAGUACAUGUGAAAAACGUACAAAAGAAGUUACACUUUUAUAGAGCUUUUUCGUAUAGGUGCAAAGAGGUUGUUGUCUAAAAGUAGAAGUUACUUUGUAAGAGAAUGGAUAAAUGCUGGAACAGUUGUAUUAGCUAUAGCUAGGUGGGAUUGGUUGGGAAAGUAGAGAGUUCCUGAAGAUGUGUGUGUUUCAUUUAGAAAAAAAAAA
Vicugna pacos (alpaca) is the source of this 1050-nucleotide messenger RNA. NCBI's taxonomy places the organism in Eukaryota, Metazoa, Chordata, Mammalia, Artiodactyla, Camelidae. The record is from RefSeq and is a predicted model, not a curated record.